Molecule: messenger RNA, 288 nt
Organism: Strongylus vulgaris
Lineage: Eukaryota; Metazoa; Nematoda; Chromadorea; Rhabditida; Strongylidae
Source: the annotation of a GenBank genome assembly
AUGGAAUUAGAAGGCUCUCUAAACGCGGAGACGGCUUCUUACGUAUACCUCGGGCGCUCGAUGAACAUGGAGAACAAUCUCAAAGAAGGAACAGACAGGAGGCUAACAGCUCGCCUUCGGGUUCCUGAAGGAAGCCACAGUCCAACUGUCGGACCCAGAGCUCCAAGCCCACUUGUUCGAUUCAACUGUUCCCCCUGCUUUGCUACGCAGCAGAGACGUGGCCUGACACUGUGGCUACGUCAAAGGCUCUCCGAACAACCCACAGAGCCCUGGAACGACGUCUUCUGA